GGCAUUCACAGCACGUACGGCCACAGUCAGCUGAAAACUGGGCAUCCCGUCCGCUCUGCCAUACAUAAGCAGUUGAACGGCAGAUUAGUACUACGGUGGGUGACCACGUGGGAAUCCCUGCUGCUGUACGUUUUGUUUUGCAUCUCCUCUUUUGACCAUCAACCAUUCUGCCUGGUUCCUCGAGAAUUACAGUCGAAUCUCGGGAGGAGCGUAAUUCUUGAGAAUCAUGUUGGCUGUAUCGGCUUAUCGACAGCGCCCCAUUCCAUUUCGGGAGACACGCAGCAGUGA
Molecule: messenger RNA, 288 nt
Organism: Aureobasidium pullulans EXF-150
Lineage: Eukaryota; Fungi; Ascomycota; Dothideomycetes; Dothideales; Saccotheciaceae
Exons: 1
Source: RefSeq, a predicted model, not a curated record